Messenger RNA from Cylicocyclus nassatus, 1459 nucleotides. NCBI's taxonomy places the organism in Eukaryota, Metazoa, Nematoda, Chromadorea, Rhabditida, Strongylidae. The record is from the annotation of a GenBank genome assembly.
AAAGCGUAUGUUCUCACCGUUUUCGCGCCUUCUAAUGUGAAUUUUCGGAUUCAGCGUUGCGGAUAACCCCCGGGCUAUGAGCAACGCAGAAGCGAAACAAGCGCGACAAGAGAUUGACGAACUCCUCACAUCUGGGAGGUUCGAGCGACUGGAGACGGUAUCAACUCACAUUUUCCAAAUGUUCGGCAGGGAAUGGAAGGAAAUUACAAGGCGCAAUGUCCUUUUACACAUGUUCCAUGAUUCCAUCGAUGAUAUGACAAAGUUGUUAGCUAGGGAUUGUUUUGAGAUAAUCUUUAACUUUGUCCCGCUGUCCGCUAGUUUCAACUUCACUUGCUUGAGCAGAAAAUUUGUUCGUGUAUGUUUGAAUAGAUUCGACAAAGCUGCACCCGUCUAUGGCUUUGGUUUCUCAAAUCUCCGUGAAAAGGAGUUGUUCUGCAUUCAGUUAGAUCUUGUUCGCAGACAUGCAAAGUCCACGCUCACACCCACAAUGCUCGCAGAAAUGGGUGCCCUCAACAUCAGUUCACAGUCAGCUCCUUCUCGUGCAGCUUUCUCUCAUACUCACUCUGUCCAACGUCGAAUUUGUAAUUCUUCUACAUCAGGCUACAACUCCCUGCUACUUCCUCCUCCUUCUGCUCCUCCUCCUCCUUCAGCUCCGUGUGAAUGUGCGCCAUCGCCGUACAAACAUUGUCAACCAACUUGGGAUGUCCACGCACGCAUACCUAUUGGUAGUGAGCCCGUCACUACUUCACCUUAUAUGCAGAGUUAUGAGAACACAUGUCAAGAUGACGUAUUAUAUGACUACUCCUUUCACGAAAAUUGUGUCCCACUACCCAGAUAUGAUGCACCUGAUUUGUCAAAGCUGCCAUUCCCGAACGUCCCUCCAGUCUCAAACACUCGUGAGUCUUCGCCGGACCGAUCGUUCGCAACAACGCUACCAGUGUGCACUGCAUCGGCUCAACCUGAGGAAUAUGCAUCUUUGGAAGCAAAUAAACCAGAGGAUAAGGUCAUGAUGGCAGAGCGUCGUGUGCGAGCACUGAUGGACUCUAUUCAGCCAGUGGGCAGCUUUUGGGACAGUCCUCCAAAAGUGCGAGAUAAAGUGGAUUCGCCAAGAGCGUCUAGCCGUACUGAGAACCCAGCUGGUGUGAUUGGUUCACCAGUGAAAGGUAAAGGUGGUGCAUCUUCUGCUCGUCGUCAAACUCCUAACAAAGCUUGGAAAUGGUAAUAGUAAAAACUCAUCGUCAGAAACAUCAAGAGCACUUAUAUACCUCCGCUAUCAUUUUUCCAAAAAUGGACCUUUAGCUCACUGUAUAGUUCUGUAAGAAAGAACCCUGUGAAUACUGGAAAUUUGUCUUUCGCUCAUUACAACUGUGAAGUCAACAUUUCCUUGUAAAUAUACCUUCAUUUUUCUUUGACAUUCUAUUCGCUCCGAUUACGUAAUAAUGACUGUUACAAUACCAUG